GGGACUGGUGUUUGUAGUGACUUGCCCCAUUGCCGGUGUGAGAAACCUCCCCCUACCUAACCGGACAGCCACAGGUCCGGCAGGAUAGCCCUUAAUCCCAGUAGGCCUUGGGCACCAGCUCUGAUGUCGGCCCAGCAGCCUGCCGCCCCCACUCCCCGCCUCCCAAAGAGGCCACCCAGCGAAGGACAGGCAGGGCCUGGGUGCUGCCUGACAGGCACCUCUGCCGCCAGCCCUGCAUGCCCUUGCCUCAGUCCAGCAUGCUGCGCGCCAUGCUCCUGCUGUUGGCCCUGCUCCCAGGGACAGCCACCUUGCCCAGCGAGCCACCUGGUAUGUACAGCGCCCCCGUUUCCCGCGGCACCUGGGCCCUGGCUGCGCCGACCCCUCUUCAGUCUGGAGCUGUCGGACGCGGAGGACGCCUUCCUGCGCCGCGCUGGGCCGCUCGAGGUCCCGGCCAACAGCCGCGUGUAUGUGCAGGCCGCCCUGGCACGUCCCUCCCCGCGCUGGGGCCUGACCCUGCACCGCUGCUCAGUGACUCCGUCCUCACGCCCGGCCCCGGGCCCCGCCUUGGCGCUGCUGCGCGGGGGCUGCCCAGCCGAUUCCUCCGUCACCUUCCCGCCACCGCGGCGGUUCCCGGGUGCCGCCCGCCCCGCGCGCUUCAGUUUCCGCCUGCGCCCGGUCUUCAACGCCUCUGUGCAGUUCCUGCACUGUCAGCUGAGCCGCUGCCGCCGCCUCCGGGAAGCCCGCCGGACGCCUGCCCCUCUGACGUUGCCGCCUCCGUCGCCGUGUCUGCCUCAGGAUGAGGCGUGCGCGGGCGCCGGCAGUGGCAGCGCUGAGAGUCUGGGUGCUGACGGCUCCCACCUGCACACGCUGACGCAGCCCAUCGUGGUCACUGUGCCGCGGCUGCCCCCCAGGCCACCCAAGGGCGUCCCCGGCAGAGAGGCGCGCCCCGAGCCUCCCGCGCCAGCUCCAGGAGCCCUGGAGCCCGCGCCGGUGGUGGCACUUGUGUUGGCCGCCUUCGUGCUGGGCGCCGCUCUGGCUGCCGGGCUCGGCCUCGUCUGCGCGCACUCAGCGCCCCCACCCCCUGGCCCGCCUCCAAGAACCUCGCCGGGCGGCCCCCAGCCCUGAAGGCCCCAGUAAGGCAGGUCACAAAAUUUGGUGAAGAUGAGAUUUGAACUCGGUGGCCCGCGGCGGAUUGCAGGCUCAGCGUCGCAGGAAAGGACCUCAACAUCUCAGGCAGGCACUAGGCAAAGAAAUUUGGGUUUCAGACCUAGCACUCACCCUCACCCCAGCACACAGACUGAUGGGGCGGCCAAUGAUCGGCUGGAAAGGGGGUGACCCGCCUCUGUGUCCUACUCCCCGCUCAACCCGAGUCGCCCUUCCCCAGAGAUGGCGCGCCCCCAACAGGGUCCGGAGACAUACCAACCACGGCCUCAGACCACGCCCGCCAGGACUUCGGAUUCGAAGGGACCACAAUCCCUGCGCCCCGCCUCCUCUCGUUCCUCCUCCCAUCCUCCCACCUGGAUUCAAAAUAAACACGUGGCCUGAACUGCA
Molecule: messenger RNA, 1551 nt
Organism: Sus scrofa (pig)
Lineage: Eukaryota; Metazoa; Chordata; Mammalia; Artiodactyla; Suidae
Source: RefSeq, a predicted model, not a curated record